GAAACACCGGUUACAAAUAGUGGGGAUGCCACUCCCGACGUCGUCCUCGAAACCCAAGCUUCGUGUGGAGAUGUGUUCGGAAGCAUCGAAGACAACUAUUUUCUGAAUCCCAAAAAUGAUUUGCCUCACCUGCUGAAAAAAAGUGAAUAUCUUCAACAAUAUCCAAGUUGGCUGGGAUUUGUUGGGACAGAGAAUAAGAAGCAAUUCGCACCAACGUUUUUGGCCCGAAAUGAUACCAUAUGGGAACUGAUAUUCUCCGAACGUGGCUACGUGGAUAUGUUGCUAAUGGUUCGUGACGUAUACAUGCUCCCGUUUCCUGAUUUCGAGCCGAGCCAAUACGAUGCCGCUUCUGAGGGGAUGACAAGGGCAAAAUUACGUGAGGCUCUCUUCCCUGGUUUGGAUAAAUUGAUCAAAGCUCAUGAGCGGAUCCUCCGACCGUUGCUCGCCUUGCACGAUCAGGCUGAGGACAAGGUGAUCAAGCACUUGGGGCCCUGUCUUGCGCAGCUGUUUGACAAAACCACUCAGGAUUCAUUGGCUCGACUCUAUGGUGGAUUUAUGUUCGCUCAGCGACGGAUAAGGGAACAGCUGGUCGUUUGCAACCGUUGGCCUCCUGUUGCCGCAUUUUUUGAAAAAUGCAAACAAGACGCGCGGUCAGGUCGUCGGUCCUUGGGAGAUUGUCAUACUUUGAUUGUGCAACGUUGGACCAAGUUUGAGCCGUUAAUAGAUGCCAUCAUCAGAAACACGCUCAAUAAUCCUACUGAAGUUGAACACUUGGAAUCAGUUCGUAAGGCUGUGCGGUGCAUUCUCAAAGGAGCGGAAUCUGUGAUGACCGCUCGGGAGCAUGCGGAAAAGCUGAAUGAGUUUGCCAACGGGCUCCUCGUUCCUGGUGGUGAAGACACGGAAGAGCACAAAUUACGUGCUGUGAUGCGUUCCCCAUCGACCACUUUGAUUAACUAUGGACCUUUACGUAUUGUACUCAAUCCAGUUGGAGCACAACUCUCCUCUCCAGCGGUAGACGUCAUUGGCUUGGGUCUAAACAGCUGUUUCUGCGUGUUACAGAAGAUGCCCGAAUCAGGACGUUAUCAGCUGUUCAGAGGCACGAAAAUGCCUCCGAUUUUAUGGUGGGGUCAAGUAUACGGGUAUUUUCGUAGGUCGGUAGAGAAAGGAAGUUUCGGGUUUUUCAUCCUCUUGCAAUCGGAGGCCGUUCUCACUUUGUACCGAUGCAGUACUGUCGACGAUUUGGUUCGCUGGGAAAAAGUCAUCAACGAUGGAUUCUCGCAAUGGCAAACGUUGCAAACGCUGGAUCAUGAUCUCACUGAGGCGAAAUCGAUGAUUGCAGCUCGAUGGCAACGAACUGAAGCAAUUCUGCAGCUUCUGAACGAGUUAGACGAAAAUGUGCUGCGUGCAUGGUCCGCACGAAAUUGUGUCUGCCUAGCAUUAAUCGAGGAACAGUUGAAAAUUCUGAUGUCCAAAAAUGAGGCGGACGAUGGUGGCAACGAAUCGGAUUCUCGUUUAACUAGUUCACCCAGUGAUUCGCAAAAGCCCCCCAAAGCACCUGGUCGAUCAGGUCGGCACACAAAGGCCGCCAGCCCUCCAACUGUGUCUGAAGUACUCGAGAAAAACACUUUCAUGAAAAGUCUGGAUAACAACUCGGAUUUGGAUCAACUGUUUGCCAUGUUCCAAGAUACUCUGGCUCGACUACACUUCUCUCUGGUGGGUAGGUCACCAAGUAGCCUGUCACGGAGUGCAUCGGACGUGGAGGAGCGUAAACACACCUUCUCAAAGCCCGUUAGAAAAAACGAAACAUUCAGUGCUCGGGAUAAUGUCAAUCAUCCCGGUGAUUCGAAGGAUCUUGCCCGAAAAUCGAGUUCCAAAAAGCGCGAAGCGAACCGGCUCAGUUCAACUAUGGUCAGUCUUUUCCGGACCGGUAGUCGUGACAAACCCUCAGCUGAUUUCUUUGUGUCCUCUUCCGGCCAACCACCCAAAGGCCCCUCCAACCAGAGGGUCCCAUCAAUUGGUGGGUCAGAUGCGUCACAUACCAGCUCCUCUACUCCAUUGGCUCCGAAUAUGCUACCGCGGCCGUCAUUCUCCUUUUUGACCGGAACUGUUGGUGAAGCACUCCAGUUAAGCGUCGAUGGGUCUGUUGAUGGUUCGUCUAACUCACUUUCAAGUCAACACUCCAUUGAGGCGUGGACUCUCCUGCGGAACUUGGACCAACUUUCUGAAGAGUUUUUCCCCAGUGUUUUUCGCUUGCGCACCAAGAAUGACGAGCUGGAUGCACGAGUUCGAUGUUUGGAAACCGAGAAAGAUAAACUGGAAACCCUUUAUAAGCGGGCGAAACAACAUGGCCUCAUCAAAUCCACAUGUUCAAGUUGUGGUGGCUCAGAUGGCUUAGACUCCUCCGGAGCGGACGUAUCUUCUGCCCUGACGGUGAAACAAGGAACGGAGAAAUUGCGUCAGGACGUGGAAAACUUUCGAAUCAAGUCGGAAGAAUGGGAGAAAGAAUACAGUCGCCAGAGGGAUGCUCUGGAACGAGAACAUACCAAGCUGGCCGAGCAGUGGAAACGCUACGAGAAGGCCCGAGAAGAAUUGGAGCACAAACAACGUCAGUACGAGGAGAAUUGCAAAACGUUACAACAACAGGUUGAUCUGCAUGCCAGUCGAGGUGUCAAGUUCAGUGGAAUCACAAUGCCAGAAAUACGCCUUCCUGACGUAACAACAAGCACCACUACCUCACGUGGAAGUUCUCCAUCUUUGCGAGAGCUAAGUGUACCUGAUUUCCCCUCUAAUCCCCGCCCAUCGCUCAAUCCUAUUCACUUUCAUUCUGCGAGUGAUGACCUGGCGAGCAGGCGAUCUCCUCGUGGGUCGCAAGAGUUUUUCCCCUCCCGCGGCGAUACUACCCCAAGACCAUCACUCGCUCCUAGUAGCUCUGUUCGAAGUGAAGAACUUCCAAUACACCUUCGCGGUAGCCUCCUAAACCAGCCUGCUGGCGGCACUCCAACCUCAGGAUCAACUUCCUCGUUGAACUCAGUCCCAAAGGAUAAUCCAUCAGGUAGCAACGCUGCUUUAUGGACUCUGGCUGACACCAGCAAGACACAAUCUGCUCUUAAACCGAAAAAGAGUAGUCGAUUUCGCCUGUCCUAACCCAAGUGCUUCCUACCCUCUGGUCUGGCCACCAGGUCUCUGCUCAAAGUGCUUUCCAUGUGUCUUUCGUAUGUGAUGUAAACUGGUCCCAGUCACCAAGUCCGUUUUAUUUUUAUUUUGUCACGUCAUUUUUCUUUCCGCAGAUUAUCCCACUAGGCGGUGCUAUUUUCCCACUGUAGUGACAACGUAUCAGUGAUCCGGAUAGCCUCUGGUCCACCCUUAUACAUGGGUACACCUGCGUCUCUUCUUUUCCAUGCGAUUGAUUGUCUAUGGUAUUUCCAGAAGUCCAUUUCCUAUAUCCGGCCCUGUUGUACUCAGUCGGAUUGAUGAUUCAGAUCAAUCUCGCUGUUCUAUAAUUUUUCCAUUCACAUGCACACUAUUCAGCGGCGCCACCUGCUUCUGUCUAAUUUUGCUCCGUUUGAGCCAUCGGUAAACCCCCUGCUUGUGAGACCCCAUCAGUGAAAAAAGAAUUCAAGAUUUUCCCAUUUGUGUUUGCCCCUUCCCCACCUCUAUCUUCUUUGUCUUCUCUACACGCA
Opisthorchis viverrini is the source of this 3680-nucleotide messenger RNA. RefSeq lists its product as hypothetical. Gene Ontology annotation, biological process: regulation of Rho protein signal transduction. The record is from RefSeq and is a predicted model, not a curated record. The transcript has 15 exons. The annotation marks the transcript as partial. NCBI's taxonomy places the organism in Eukaryota, Metazoa, Platyhelminthes, Trematoda, Opisthorchiida, Opisthorchiidae. Gene Ontology annotation, molecular function: guanyl-nucleotide exchange factor activity.